Messenger RNA from Trichoderma asperellum CBS 433.97, 4710 nucleotides. RefSeq lists its product as uncharacterized. NCBI's taxonomy places the organism in Eukaryota, Fungi, Ascomycota, Sordariomycetes, Hypocreales, Hypocreaceae. Gene Ontology annotation, biological process: pericentric heterochromatin formation; replication-born double-strand break repair via sister chromatid exchange; regulation of DNA repair. Gene Ontology annotation, molecular function: histone deacetylase activity, NAD-dependent; NAD+ binding. Gene Ontology annotation, cellular component: mating-type region heterochromatin; nucleus. The record is from RefSeq and is a predicted model, not a curated record.
AUGAAGUCGUCGGCAUUGCUAUGGGCAGCACAGCUCUCACUCUUCGCGAGCCUUGGGGCUUGCGGGAAGCAUCUCGAGCAAGUCCUCACUGUUCCGACGGGAUGGACAAAGUUGAACGAGGUCGUGAACCCUUCGCGCCACAUUCGAAUGUCAAUCGCUCUGCGGCAGCCCAAUAUCGACAACUUGGAGUCCAAGAUGGCAGCCAAUGGCAAUCGUCUGUCUUUGGAUGAGAUCCGUGAACUGCAGGCUCCGGCGCAAAAGGACAUUGACGACGUGCUGCAUUGGCUCUCUCAGAACGGCCUCUCUGGCACUGUCAGGAAUGACUUCAUUCACGUCAGAACGACAGUCGCCAAAGCCGAGCCCUUGCUGAAUAUGAAGCUGAGCCGUUUCUCCUUCGAGGGGAGGAAGCCUGUGCUUCGUACCACCAAAUAUACGGUUCCCGAUUCUAUUGCCGAUGCCAUAAGCUUUAUCCAUCCUUUGGCCAACUUCAUGUCGGCUCGCCAUAGGGCACAGGUCAUGUCUGCACCAGCAGUGUCUGCGCCCAAGGCCGUACGAGACUCACAGGACGAGGCGUUUUGCGCCGGUGGUGUCGAUCCCGCGUGCCUUACCAAGCUCUACAACAUCACACAUUCGCCUCCAAACGACAUCUCGCCGGUCAUUUUUGGCGUGGCUGGUUUCCUAGAGGAAAAUGCCAAUCUGCAGGACCUGCAGCAGUUUCUCAAUACAGCUGCGCCUGAAAUCGCCAAAACUGGCCGCUCCAUUAACGUCGAGUUGAUCAAUGGAGGUGUGAAUUCGCAAAACCGAUCCGAAUCCGGCUCAGAAGCUGCCCUGGAUGUCGAUUAUGCUGUAUCAAUAGGCUACCCUACAAAUGUUACAUACUAUAUCACCGGAGGACGAGGAGUCAAGCUGGAUGAUAACGGGACUCCAAUCGUAGGAGAGGAUGACGAUAACGAGCCUUAUUUGGAGUUUUUUAAUUACCUUCUCGGCAAGCCCGACGACCAAGUUCCUCACGUCCUGUCGCUCUCAUACUCUGAUGACGAAUUGACGGUACCUCGUGAAUAUGCAGAACGUGUCUGCAACUUGUUUGGCAUGCUCACGGCCCGUGGGACCUCCAUCAUCUUCGCAUCCGGCGACGGCGGCGCUCGAGGAGGUCGAAACUCCAAGUGUGUCACCAACGACGGUACACACCGGCCAGUCACCAUGGCGACGUUUCCUCCCACCUGCCCCUGGGUGACUUCGGUCGGCGCUGUGGAAAACACGAUGGAGCCGCCCAGAGGCGCCAGCUUCAGUACCGGCGGAUUCUCUCAAUAUUUCUCUCGGCCGGCGUGGCAAGAUAGCGCAGUGACGAGCUACGUCAAGGCCCUAAAUGGACACCUGGAUGGACUUUACAACGCGUCGAUGCGCGCCAUCCCCGAUGUCGCCGCAGUUGGCACUGAUUUCAUGGCUGUCGCUGGAGGAGCGACGACUUAUCUGCAAGGCACCAGCGCCAGCACUCCCUUAUUCGCAUCCCUCAUUGCCUUGAUCAACGACGCCAGGCUGCGUGCCGGCAAGAAGCCUCUGGGGUACCUCAACGGCAUUCUGUACUCAGACAGUGUCAAGUCUGUUCUGCAGGAUAUCACGUCGGGGCAGAGCGCCUCUUGCAUCGUCAACGGAACGAGACCUGGAGGAUGGCCGGCGGCCAUAGGUUGGGACGCCAUUACCGGGCUUGGGGUGCCGAAAGAGUUUGAUAAGCUGCUGAAUGUUCUUUUCGAUCUGUGUAGUUUUUGUUUGGCCGACAUAAUAAGCAAGAGAGCCAUAUUUAGCAUCACAGCUGGCCUCGCUCAUUCUCUCAAGAUGCCUACGCAACACGUCGAACCGGAGUCUCACGAUCUUCUUCAAGAUGUCGCCAACGCGCUGCUCAAGUCGCGAAAGGUGGUGGUUGUGACUGGCGCUGGAAUCAGUACCAAUUCUGGCAUUCCGGACUUUCGCUCCGAGAAUGGACUAUACUCUCUUAUUCAAGCUCAAUUCGAUGCUGCGAACCAACAUACACGAUCGGUCGAGCGCUCCCGGACUGAUGGUACUGCCGCCGCCGCCGCCGGCGGCGUUGAAGAGGAUGACUCGGCGAAACGUAGAAGCAGUAUAUCGCGGGAGCCUUCUCCAGAUAUGGAUGAAGUUGCUCAACAGCUAAGAGAAGACAUCAAAGCGCGCGCAGAAUCCGAAGCUCUAGCCUCCAGCAGGGACACCGAUAUACAACAAACAGAGCCCGCUUCAGGUCCCGACGCGUUAAACGAAAGCCAUUCAAUCACUUCACAUCCAAAGCCCGCGCUUCUGCCCGCGCCACAACUGACGACAUCUCCUCCAUCCUCCCCUCCGAGGGAAGCUUUUAUACUUAGUCCAUCAUCAUCACUGCGAGCCCAAGAUAGCAAACAUAUUGCCGACGUCUCUCAUAAACUUGUUUCGUCCCCUCUCUCUUCGCCCCCACCAGUUCUCUUCGACCCCUUCCAUCCCUCCUCUCCUUCAGAUGAAAAUAUGAGCCGCCGCAGCAGCACCACGCCGUCCGAAGUAGAUGAGUCCCAGGAUUUGCCAAAUCCUGUUUCCGCUUCCCAAACGUCCAAUAUGGGAAGGACAACUCUGCCUAACAUGAAGGGCAAGGAUCUCUUUGACGCAUCGAUAUGGUCAGAUCCUACGAGAACCUCGGUGUUUUACCAGUUCGCGACAUCACUGAGGCAAAAAGUCCGGGAGGCCGAGCCUACAAGCUCACAUAAAUUUAUCAGUCACCUUAGGGAUCGUGGCAAGCUCGUACGAUGCUACACGCAAAACAUUGACCAAAUUGAGGAAAAGGUUGGCCUGUCGACGUCUCUUCUGGCUGGGCCGGGCAGCAGAGGUCGUUUCUCACGCAAGUCAACAGCAAACACCGCACAGCUCAAUAAGAUGGUUGAAGAAGUAUCCAGCGGUGAGAAUAGCGGCGAUGUUGCUACCUCUAGCAGCCAAUCACCAAGCGAGACGCCAACAAAUGCACCAGAGCAGCAAUCACAGACCAGCACCACAUCAUCCCAGCCCAGUGGUAAGACGGAAGACGAAACUACUACACCGCCAGAUCAACCCAAGCCAGUCCCAAGAAAGGAGGCGCCAGCGCUACGGUCUGGUGUGGAGUGCGUCUUCCUGCAUGGCUCUCUUCACCUUCUACGAUGCUUCCUUUGCGGACAAGUUUGCUCUUGGGACGACGAUGACCGCGAAGUGGAGACGCUUUCUGGCCAACAGCCUGAAUGUCCUCACUGCGUUGGCGCCACGGAAGCUCGCCAAGAAAGGGGCAAACGUGCGUUGGGCGUGGGCAAGCUACGUCCCGACAUUGUGCUCUAUGGCGAGGAACAUCCAAAUGCCCACCUUAUCAGCCCCAUCGUGACGCAUGAUCUUGCUUUAUAUCCGGACAUGCUCCUGAUCCUUGGGACGAGCCUGCGGGUCCACGGCCUCAAGGUCAUGGUCAGAGAGUUUGCAAAGACAGUGCACAGCAAGGGCGGCAAAGUGGUGUUUGUCAAUUUCACCAAACCGUCAGAGAGCUCCUGGGGAGACAUCAUCGACUACUGGAUUCAAUGGGAUUGUGAUGCUUGGGUGGCCGAUCUCCAAGUUCGCAUCCCAAAGCUUUGGCAAGAUCCAGAGCCGCCAAAGGUCAGGAAGAAGCGUGAAGUAGGAGGAGCCGGCGAAGAGAAUAAAGAGGAGAAGAAGAAGCUGCCCGCUCAGAAUCCCGUCGCCUUGCGGGACACCAAAGUGAAUGGCGCGUACUGCACAUUAAAAAUCUUAAAAGAGCUGCGAAGAAUCACGGGUAGUUCACCACCACCACCUUCUUCUUUAGCGCUUCCUCUACCACUACCUCUGCCGCCAUUACACAUUGCUACGGCAGCCAUUACCACCAACCCUGACCUUCCGGCUCCCGUCGAAGUCGUCUCUGAAGCUGCCGUUGUCGAUCCUCCACCUAUCAGCACGCCAAAAGCAAAGCCAAGACGAUCGCGUAGGUCAGCACCAGGAGUUAUGGAAAGGCCAAAGAGGACACCAUCAACAUUAAAUCCAAAUCAUGGCCGGACAAAGAAACCCGCGGAAGAAGCCGAACAAGAGGUGCCCGAGACACCUGCCCAAGCCCCGUCUGUCAACACAGUGGAAGAGUUUAGCUCUAUUCUACACUCUGUCAAAUCCAAUCCCCGUAUUAGGAAAAGGAAGAUUAUUGAUGGAGAGGAAUUUGUGUUUCCUGCGGUUGGGAAGAAGCGUGCCGCAUUGGAUAGCCUGUAUAAAGGCCCAGAGGAAGACAAGAAGACGCUGCCCCCUCUACGCCCGAAGUCUGAGCCAGCUGCCACAUUUACGCCAUCGCUGGUUGUAUCUGAAGGAUCUGUAGAUGACGCUCUAGCUUCAAUUUCGGUAAACUUACGAACGGCAGCGACAUUUGCAAUGCCGGAGGCAUUCUAUAUUCAAGACCCGCUAGUCACGUUGUUGGAAAACCCACCCCAGUGGAAAGCUCUGGAGGUGAGCACUGGCGAAGAUAAACACACCAAGCGUCGUACGUCUAAAAGGUUUCGCCCGGCACAGAUCGAAACAAAGGCGCAAGCAGAAGCAAACGCGGCACUGGCGUUGGCGGGCCUCAAGACAAAUAGCCCAAUGGUGACGCAGGUUGCCCAUGCUGUUCCUGCCAAUGGGCUUUCUGAGUUGGCGAACUGGGCGGCGAACUGGAAUUGCAGGAAAUAG